Maylandia zebra (zebra mbuna) is the source of this 2305-nucleotide messenger RNA. It is a transcript of the gene tmpoa, whose product is annotated as thymopoietin a. Gene Ontology annotation, molecular function: DNA binding. Lineage: Eukaryota; Metazoa; Chordata; Actinopteri; Cichliformes; Cichlidae. The record is from RefSeq and is a predicted model, not a curated record.
GUGCAGGCUUACUGUAAAUACACACUCCAGAUGCUGAAAAGAACAUAACCAUAACGUUUGCUGGUGAGGAAGGUCUGGGAGUUUCUCUGCUAACUACACUUUUUGUAUUGAGUAAACAAUAGUUCAUCAGUUUCAGAGAAUUAAAUCUAUAAAAUAAUGUAGCACUGGCUGACUUCUGCAACAGAGCUGAUCAUCAGGUGUGAACUAGAAAGCACAAAUAUCCAUAACUGUGACAUCUGAGCAAAUUUUCAGUGACAGAACCCAAAAGGAUCUUCGUGUCUAACAUGAUCACAUUACAUCUAAUGGUGUUCCUGUAUCCAGUUCCUCAGUGAGCAGUCUGUGAAUGAAGAGCUGGAUUUCACUGGGCAUGAGUUCUGCGCAGUGACUGAGCCUCUGGCUCUGAUCAGUCCCAGCUUGUAGCGGAAGGAGGUGGGCUUUACCAACUGCCACUUCCGGUCAGGACCGCGCAGCAUUCCUCAUUUCUUCCCACUUUAAUUCCUUCCUUCUCCCGAGAGGAGGAGGGAGCGAGAGGAUAGACAGCAGCUCAUAUCCACGUGCUUCUUUGAAGCACACACUACUCUGCCAGUUCGGUCCAGUGGGCGGCGCUGGUUGCCCGAUCCGCCAUCAGCGGCUCCGCUGUUUUCUGCUAGCUGUUACUUGCUGACCCGUUGCCCGGUCGUCUUCUCGCCGACAUGCCGGAGUACCUGGGCGACCCCUCUGUGCUCACCAAGGAGAAGCUAAAGAGCGAGCUGCUGGCCAACAACGUGGAGCUCCCGAGCGGCAACCCCACGAAGGACGUGUACGUGCAGCUGUAUCUUACGAAGCUGGCCGGCCAAAGCACACGCCCCGCGGCUGCAGCUGCGGACUCGUUCUCCAGCGACGAGGAGCUGCCUCCGCCCGCGCUGCCUGACACCAGCCGCUCCUCCGGUAGAAAAGCCACCAGGAAAACAGACAAGGUUCGACCGACUGAGCUUGAUGUGACUGCGCUGAGUGACAAGAGCCUGAGGGAUGAACUGCUCGAGCGUGGACUAGACGUGGGGCCAAUUGUGGCCUCCACCCGGAAGCUGUAUGAGAAGAAGCUACAAAAGUUGCUGGAUGAAGGGCCUCCACAGCCUCCGCCACCACAGCUGAUGCUCGUAGGCUCAGAGUCUGACCUCUACAGUGACAGGGAGGACGAGGUGAUUGCAGCUGGUGGUCCAGAGCCUGUGGAGGAACCAGAACCAGCUCCUGUGGUUGAGAGAACAGUGAGGAGCAGAGAGAAGACGGUCAUGUCCACUCGCAGCCAGCACGCUGCGGUGGAGAAAAUCGCAGCCAGUGAUCAAACCCUAAAAGUAGACGAGAAAGACGUUCUGAAGGAGCUCUUUCUUAAUGACCGGAGCGGUCCAGCAGGAAUCACUGCCACCUGUCGCCGGCCCAUCCGAGGAGCAGCAGGGCGCCCUGUGACAUCCAGUGACCUGUGGAGUGAUGACAGCCUGUUCUCUCCAAAAGCCACCAAGACCAGCAUCUCCUCCUACACUCAGAGCUACUCAGUAAACAGAGUAUCCAGCCUGCCACCCAAAACCACCUCCUCCAGCCUCCCGCCUGCAGGGCAGACCCAAGCAGCACAGCGCAGCAUGUCUCUGUGGAUAAAGCUCUUCCUGUUGGCCAUCGUGGCCACUUUCCUCUUCCUCGUUUACCAGGCCAUGGAGACCACCUCCAUAAACCCAUUUCAGACCUCAGACAUGGAGGUGGCUGCUGGUAGCACAGCAUAGAGAGCACAGCUGGAGACUGAGAGGUGAAGAAGACUUAGUCUGCUUUAACUCGUUCAUGUUUCAUUAAUGUUUAAGUGUGUUAAGUGUUCUUUACAUUUUGCUGCGAUCACAGAUUUUGUACUAUUCUACUUUUUUGCCCUCAUUUCUGAAUAAGCUUUUAUAGAGAAGAGAAAUACAUUUCAAUGACUCUCAUUGUGAAAGCACCCAGCAGCCCUGUCUGCGGUUCAUCCUUAAGCUAGGACCUCAGGUGAUGACGAAGCCAGUCACUAAUCAACACACACAGGAGCUUUCAAAGACACAGGAGCCUCGUCGUUUUGUUUUUAGUCGUACUUGCAUGGUGUGAAUGUGUGUGUGAUUGUAACUUUUCAAAAUAUGCCUUAGUAUCUCUGUUCUUAACAGUCUUUAAGAGUCUGAAGCUGCUAUUCUGGUUUGUACCUUGGACCAUCUUUGUUAUUGAGACACGGAGGCUUCUUGUUAUAGUUCAAAUGCUUUUUAAAGCCUGCCCCACUAUUUUCCUAAUCUUCUCUUGUAAUAAAAUUUUAUACCCAAAUACA